Emiliania huxleyi CCMP1516 is the source of this 1868-nucleotide messenger RNA. RefSeq lists its product as hypothetical. The record is from RefSeq and is a predicted model, not a curated record. Gene Ontology annotation, molecular function: flavin adenine dinucleotide binding; N,N-dimethylaniline monooxygenase activity; NADP binding. The coding region runs from base 19 to 1629 and encodes 536 amino acids. The transcript has 3 exons. Lineage: Eukaryota; Haptophyta; Isochrysidales; Noelaerhabdaceae.
CCGGAGACAGCCCCAACAAUGGGCUACUCACUCGAAAGCGACGACAGCAAGUGCUCGACCUACGUGCACGUCAAGAAGGUGGCCGUCAUCGGCGCAGGCGUGGCCGGACUUCAACUGGCUGAGCGCCUCGGCAAGAAGUCGGGUCUCGAGGUGACCAUCUUCGAGAAGACGAACAAGGUGGGUGGUGUGUGGUCCGCCAACUACGCAGACUUCGGCCUGCAGGUGCCGAAGGAGCUCUACGAGUUCCCGGCCUUCCCGUACCCAGAGGGCAAGUCGUGGGACAAGUUCCCCAAGGGCGCCCAGGUGCAGGAGUACAUCGAAGCCUUCGCCGAGCACGCUGGGCUCCGACAGCUGAUCCGGUUCGACACCUCCGUCCUCUCGCUGCAGAAGCGCGAGCGCGGCUGGCUCGUCACCCACGCGCCCAACGGCCAGGGAACGGAGGGUGUCCAAGAGCCGUUCGACUUCGUCGUGGUCGCGACCGGCAUGUACGGCGGCGCCUCGCCGCACAUCCCGUCGGCGCCGGGCAAGGAGGAGUUCGAGGGCGCGCUGCUGCACUCGUUCCACUUCCGCGAGCGCGAGCAGGCGCGCGGCAAGCGCGUGGUCGUCGUGGGCGGCGGCAAGUCAGCCGUCGACUGCGCGGUGGCCGCGGUCAAGGGCGGUGCCGAGGAGGUGACGCUCCUCUUCCGCGCGGCGCACUGGCCGGUGCCGCGCUACAUCCUCAACCUGAUCCCGUUCAAGUUCGCCACGUACUCGCGCUUCGGCCACGCGCUGCUGCCGACGCACCACGACGUGAGCAGCCUCGUGUGGUGGCUGCACGCGCUGUUCACGCCGCUCAAGUGGCUCGUCUGGCGGCUCGUCGAGAUUAUCUUUCGCCUGCAGUUCCAGAUCCCCAAGGAGAUGCUCCCGCGCUCGCGCAUCGAGAUUGACGUCUUCACGGGCGGCCAAAUCCUGACGUAUGAGGCGCGCGACCUGAUCAACGCGGGGAAGCUCAAGAUCUGCCGCGACGCGAUCGCGCGGUACACGCCCGCCGGUGUCGCGCUCAAGCAGGGCGCGCCGAUCAGCUGCGACAUGGUUGUGUACGGCACAGGCUUCACGAAGACGUACAACUACCUCGAGCCGUGCGUGCGCGAUGCGCUGCAGCUCCAGCGCGACGGGCUGUACCUCUACCGGUCGGUGCUGCCGGUCGGUGUGCCGGACAUCGCCUUCCUCGGCGCGGAGGUCUCGACGUUCAACAACAUCCUCACGCACGGUCUGCAGGCCGCGUGGCUCUCGAGCGUGCUCGGCGGCGAGGUGAAGCUGCCCUCAGCAUCGGAGAUGCAGCGCUCGGUCGAGCAGGAGAUGCACUGGAAGCGCACGUGGAUGCCGUCGACCUCGGCGCGCGCGGCGAUCCAGCAGUUGCACAUGCCCAAGUACCACGACAAGCUCGUCGAGGACAUGGGCUUCGGCGCGUGCCGCAAGAGCAACCCGCUCUUCGAGGUGUUCGUCCCGUACACGGCGCGCGACUACCGCCCGAUCUUCGGCCUCGCGGACACCACCAAGAGCUCCAACUGGAUGCGCCUCAAGGAGACGCUCGCCGUGAUCCUCGCUCUCCUCCUCUUCUCGCCGCUCAUGCUCUCGGGCAGAAAGUAGACGCCGAGUCCCGCGCCGAGCAGCGUCCAGCAAGCACUGCCAAACUGGCAGCAGGGCCAGCGCGCCAGCUGGGCGCAGCACGCGGGCGGAGGGGCGAUCUAGGGGGCGAUCUCCACAGAGGUGGGUGUUCUGGGGGUUGGCACACACACUCACACACUGGUGUUGCCCCUUCCUAGACCGGUAGACGGCUCGAGGCAAAGCGGAAUUUCACGGGGACACACACGCUUGCAAAGUCCAAA